Messenger RNA from Bactrocera tryoni, 1479 nucleotides. RefSeq lists its product as uncharacterized. The record is from RefSeq and is a predicted model, not a curated record. The transcript is spliced from 2 exons. NCBI's taxonomy places the organism in Eukaryota, Metazoa, Arthropoda, Insecta, Diptera, Tephritidae. Bases 22 to 1395 code for a protein of 457 amino acids.
AAAAAAGAAAGUGCCGGGAAAAUGUAUAUCAAACGCCCACCUAUUAAAGAGCUCCAUCCGAAAAGUAAAGUAAGUUGCUGUCAGGAGUCGAAUUUAGUGUUGCUGCCUUUUGCUAUGAGUAGAAAACAUGGUGGUAUAGGUGCACCAAUGUAUGUGACAUUUUUGAUAUUGUGUUGCGCCAGUAAUUUCGAUCUUGCCAAAGCGCGGGCGUCUGGCACGGACCCUGCCGCCGCAGCAGAUCUAUCUGCUACGACGCUUACAGCAACAACUGCACAUGCGAAUCACAAGCAACAUCAUCGUAGUACCCUGCAAUACGCACACAAUAAUUUUACCCAUUUGCAUGAAAGAAGUGCAACGGAUUUUAUGGCGGAAAAGGGUGGCGUUAGCGCUGGUAGCAGUAUGCCAGAUGUUGCGGUACCUUUGGCGGCGCGUACGCCUGAUGCCCGAACAAAUGCAGGUUGUCCGCCCACCACGAGUUCACAUUGUCUGCGCUGCAACAGCGAGGGCUGCAUUAAGUGCCCCGCCUAUCUGAUGACCGACACACGUCAGUGUGUGGAGCAAUGUCCUUCCGGCUACAUCGAUCAAUGGUCGGCGCAUACCGAAUUUAUGGGACGCGUCUGCGUCUCCACCGGUUACUCGGGUCCGCUCAUGGCCGCUAUUGCAGGACUAAUAGGCGGCUUUGUGGUUUGUCUCACGCUACUAGCUGUCGCCAUGAUGGUGGUGCGACGUCGACGUAGACGUAAAUCCAUCAAACAGAAGCUGAUCAACGAGAAUACCAUGGAUCGUUCCGAUUUUCUGCGACAACUCAAUGAAAUGCGUCCGAAUGCAGAAUAUUUUCUAGCGAUGCUCAACGAUACGCGACGCCAAAUACGCAAGUUGUAUUUGUCGGGUGAGGUGGGCGCAGCGAAUUCCUAUCGACCGAUAGUACGCGAUCUUGCCAAAAUACUGAUACUGUUGAAUCGGCCAAUCGAAUUGAUACCGGCGGCACCGCACGACUGGAAUCGUUUGUACACGUGGUCCGAACAAGCAUUAGAGCGUUACAAGCCGCAAGUGGGUCACUUAAUCGAUUUCUUUCAGCCCUCCGGUGGCGGACGCGGCAGCAGCAGCGUGGGCAUUACCGAUGACUUCGAUGCAACGUUCUUCCCACAGAAGAACAACGUCUACCGGCAGAGCAUGUUGGCGGGCUCGGGUCAGCAAAAGCUACACAUGUUCGGCUCGCUCAUCAGCUUGCAUGAAUUUGAGGAGCCGCGCCCUUCCGAUCCCUUCGGCAGCAGCUUCAACACGCUCAAAAGUGGCAAUCUGAUAUCGGAUCUCAAUGCGAGUUCGUUAUGGCUGGAAGACGAAUUCUAUAAAUUGGGCUUUCGACCGCAGGACGAAAUCACGACUGAGUUAUAAUGUCUGCUGUGUGUUUUUUGUUUGUAUCGUUUCUCAAAUAGAUUUGUGUUAGUUUUGUUUUACUUAUUUUAUAUGGAUUAGCUU